CUCUGACGAACUCUAGGGUAGAAAUCCGUACCUCUCAAUGUCUAUAAUGAUGCAUUUAUAUCACAUACAAAACCCUAAACCUGAGCCCACUUAAAAACACAUUUUGGGCAUAAAACCUAUGGGGGUGUCCGGAUAGGGUUAGUGCUUAUCCGGACAGCAAGCUUCGAAGACGAAAAAUACUGCUUGCUGGAUUUGCCGUCUGGACAGGGUAAGGACCUGUCCGGACAGCCUCUGCUUUGGAGCUGGAGAAUGACUCUGUGGUUUUGCUGUCCGGACAGCCUAGUCCCCUGUCCGGACAGCCACUGCAAUAUGGAAGAAAUUCAAAUUUCUUUGGAUCUUUGGUUUUGAGCAACGGAUUAGCCAACAAGAACUAACAGUGGCACCGACGGAGAUGCUGACGAAGAGAUUGAAAGAGUGCACUAGGGAAGCUACCACAAGCUUUAUGGAAUGGGGGAGCUGUUGUCGGCGAGCUUGUUAAAGAUAUCGGUGAACUUAAGAAGAAACCACCGGAUUGGUACCAAGGAAAGCAAAGAGCUAGAUAAGCCACACAAAGGAACUGUCAAAACCAUUCAGGGUAAGGAUGGUGACGUAAUAGACUGUGUAGAUAUCUAUCAACAACCUGCUUUUGACCAUCCAUUGCUCAAGAAUCAUACAAUACAGAUGGAAUCCAGUUCAAUUCCAAAUGUAACAAAUGGAGAAUCCUACAAUGCUGAGUUGUUUCAAGGUUGGCAUGUGAAUGGAGAAUGCCCUGAAGGAACAAUCCCAAUUAGAAAUUCACGAGCGGAUGAAUAUUAUGCACCCCAUACUACACCCCAAGUUACACUUGAACAAGAUUAUGUUGCUGGUUAUGAGUACGCUACAGCUUAUAUGGAAAAGGGCCACUUCUAUGGAGCAAAUGCAUAUCUUAACUUAUGGAACCCAGUGAUAAAUGAUGGGCACCUUAGCACUUCUCAAAUAUGGAUUUUAUCAGGUACUCUUAGCGACACAAACAUGAUUGAAGUUGGAUGGCAGGUAACUACGCUUUCCAAGGAACCAGAGCUUUUCAUAUUCUGGACUCGUGAUAACGGCAAGGUUGGGUGUUUAAAUCUCAACUGUCCUGGUUUUGUGCAAACUAGCCGUAGAAUUGCACUUGGUUCUUCCUUAAGCCCCGUUUCAAGGUACAUGGGAAGCCAAUUUGAGAUAGGGAUAACUAUAUACAAGAGUUAUGGAAAUUGGUAUCUACGAGUGCAAAAUGAGGUACUUGGAUAUUGGCCUCGAUCCCUCUUCACAAAUUUAGCAGCCGUUGGUGAAAAAGUGAUGUGGGGUGGAACGGUUUACAGCUCAGGGACGAAAGACGGCAGUCACACAUCAGCUCAAAUGGGGAGCGGAAGUUUUCCGAAUGAAGGCUUUGGAAAAGCAAGUUAUAUUCGCAAUCUUCAAUACAUGAAUGGGGAUGGCACAUUCGAGGAUGCUGACAAGGGACUGCGAACAUUUGCAACAAGACCUGCGUGCUACAAUAUAAGUUUGGAAAACAAUAAGAAAGGAGCCUAUAGAACCCAUUUCUAUUUUGGGGGCCCUGGGUUUUCAAUAGCAUGUCCUUAAUUAGAAAGGAAAGAAGAAAACUUAGUAGAGUACUAAUAAAUCACAUAUUGGAGGGGUCAAAAUGUCCAAAACAAUAAUGAUAUCACCAGAGCUGGUGUCCUCCAAUAUUUGUAUUUUCAAUAAUACUGUUAAUAAGUUGAUAUUUGGUCAUUCCAUAA
Messenger RNA from Corylus avellana, 1739 nucleotides. Its product is annotated as protein neprosin. The record is from RefSeq and is a predicted model, not a curated record. Lineage: Eukaryota; Viridiplantae; Streptophyta; Magnoliopsida; Fagales; Betulaceae.